CACCUGGUUCAGCCUGAUAUCUCCCUGACUGACUCAAUGGGAGGGGUCUCCAGGGGCCACCAGGGGCCCGAGGUGUUCAGGGGCUACAGCUUCACCAUCACCUGCUCCACUCAGCCACAGUACCCAGGAGGCUCCUUCCUCCUCACGUUCACCGGCUCCAACAGAACCCAGACCCAGCCAGCUGUCAAUCACUCUGCUGCCUUCCUCUUCCCUGCUGCAGAUGACUCCCACCAAGGGAACUACAGCUGUGUUUAUGAGAAUUAUGUUUUCUCUCACAACUUCUCCUCUGAAAGCGAUCUCCUCUCCCUCACCAUCACAGAUCACCUGGUUCAGCCUGAUAUCUCCCUGACUGACUCAAUGGGAGGGGUCUCCAGGGGCCACCAGGGGCCCGAGGUGUUCAGGGGCUACAGCUUCACCAUCACCUGCUCCACUCAGCCACAGUACCCAGGAGGCUCCUUCCUCCUCACGUUCACCGGCUCCAACAGAACCCAGACCCAGCCAGCUGUCAAUCACUCUGCUGCCUUCCUCUUCCCUGCUGCAGAUGACUCCCACCAAGGGAACUACAGCUGUGUUUAUGAGAAUUAUGUUUUCUCUCACAACUUCUCCUCUGAAAGCGAUCUCCUCUCCCUCACCAUCACAGAUCACCUGGUUCAGCCUGAUAUCUCCCUGACUGAAUCAAUGGGAGGGGUCUCCAGGGGCCACCAGGGGCCCGAGGUGUUCAGGGGCUACAGCUUCACCAUCACCUGCUCCACUCAGCCACAGUACCCAGGAGGCUCCUUCCUCCUCACGUUCACCGGCUCCAACAGAACCCAGACCCAGCCAGCUGUCAAUCACUCUGCUGCCUUCCUCUUCCCUGCUGCAGAUGACUCCCACCAAGGGAACUACAGCUGUGUUUAUGACAAUUAUGUUUUCUCUCAUAACUUCUCCUCUGAGAGUGAGCUCCUCUCCCUCACCAUCACAGGUAACUGAACAUGAACCAGACUUAUAACUUUGUCAUUGACAGAUUUCCCACAGAUCUAUGUGAUGAUGAUCAGUCCCCUCAUCAAAGGUGUUUCUGUUUGCAGCCUCUCCUCU
Molecule: messenger RNA, 1074 nt
Organism: Salvelinus fontinalis (brook trout)
Lineage: Eukaryota; Metazoa; Chordata; Actinopteri; Salmoniformes; Salmonidae
Product: leukocyte immunoglobulin-like receptor subfamily B member 3-like
Exons: 3
Coding region: 37-969 (310 amino acids)
Source: RefSeq, a predicted model, not a curated record